UCAAAUAUUUAAGAUUUUGCGGCUUGAUUUAAGGCACGCCAAAUUUAAUCGUUUUAAGAAUAAAAGGAAUUCAAAGGAAAAGUGCGCGUUUUACUUAAAUUUGCAUGCUUUUUGAACUUUUGUUUAACUAGUUUGUGGAUUAAUUUUUAAAAUGUCUACUCGACCUCGACGCGCUGCAUCUACUAAAAAGUUGGUAAUUGAGCUCUCCGACUCGGAUGAGGAACUGAAUUCUACGGAAAACGAUGAUUAUAGGCCUCCGGAAACAAAGAGCCGCAGGAUAGAUCGAGCUGCCAAUUUCCUCGCAGACGGAACCAAGCGCCAGCGGUGGCCCACAUCCAAAAAGGCAACUACUGAGGCAGCAGCGUCAAAGAGAACGCGCGCCAGGAAAGAAAAGGAGGACGAAAAUGCUUGUCCCAAUGAGACGAAUACGGAGCCGGAGGUCAUGGCACCACCUCCAUCUAUAACCCAAUCCAGCGCCACCACUGAAAGGAGUUCCGAAGCACAAGCUCCCAAGAGAAAGCGUGCUAGAAAGGAACAAGAGAAGGAAUAUGCGGGUCCCAGCGAGACCAAUCAAGAGUCGGAGGUGCAUGACCCGCCUCCAACUAUGACCCAAUCAGAUGUAACUGUAGCAAGCUCCACCACUGGACGGAGCUCCUUCUGGGAGCGGCGCAAAGUGUGGAACAUCCAUGAGCUCCUGGCCGAAACGGAGAAUAUCCAACCGCAGGCAGCGAGGAAUAUUGUGCAGCUCUUUGAGAACGAAAAUACAAUACCUUUUAUCUGCCGCUACCGACGAGAUCUAGUGGAUCACAUAGCUCCAGAUCGCCUGAGAGACAUUCGCAACACUUACACGGAGAUCGUGGAUCUGCGCAAGAGGGCCGAAAACAUUGUCAGUCAGUUGGAGCGCGAAAAUGUCCUGAAUACGGAGAUUCGGGAAGAGUUGAUGUGCGCCAAGACCAACGAGGAACUGGAGUUCCUGUACGCCCCUUACAAGCCGGCGAGUAAGGGCACUUUGGCGGAGCGGGCCAAGGCUUUGGGACUGGAGGAAUAUGCCGAUCGUUUGCUUUAUGGCUCGGCUCCCAAAGUAAACCUCUUUGAAAUUGUCGAUCCCGGCAAUGAUGCCUUGGCCACGGAAGCACUCGUAAUGAGUGGAAUCUGCAACAUCAUUCUACAUAACAUCAGCAAAAACACAAAUGUUUUGGAAGAGAUUCGGAGACUACAAAAUGUGCAUCGGGUAUUCCUCAAGUGCAGCAAGACCAAGGAGUCCAAGUCCUCGAAAGCUAGUACAAGUAAAGCAAGCAGUAGCAGAGGAACCAGCGGCAUCGCAGACAAAAAAUUGGACAGCUCAAAGUUCGAAAACUACUUCAACUUUCAGGGUGAUAUUAAAACCAUAAAACCUCAUCAAAUGUUGGCCAUCAAUCGAGGGGAGGCCCACAAAUUUCUGAGUGUCAAAUUAGAGACAAACGAUUACCUUAAACGAGAUCUUAUGCGCUUCAUAACCGACCAGUAUAUGAACGAAGGUCUGCAGUAUCCUCUAAGAAGGGAGAUAUUUACAAAAUCCCUUGACGAGUGCUUCUCCAAGAAAUUGCAACCCUUGAUGUGCAGACAAAUACGCGCCGAUCUAAAGGAGAAGGCCCAAAAAGCUGCCAUCGAUGUGUUUGCUAAGAACCUCAAGCAACUGCUGCUAAUGUCCCCUCUUAAAGGAGAGCGCAUUCUGGGCAUCGAUCCUGGUUACACAAAUGGCUGCAAACUGGCGGUUAUAUCUGAAACGGCUGAUGUCCUGGACACGGGCGUUAUUUACCCCCAUGGUGCAAGGUCCAAUAAGCGGGCUGCAGAGCAAAAGCUGGUUCAGUUUCUUUCAGAUCACAACUGCCAAAUUAUUGCCCUCGGCAAUGGAACUGCCUGCCGGGAAACCGAGCACUGGCUGACUGACAUGUUUCAUGCGGGCAUCCUGGACAGCAGAAGCAUUCGCUACAGCAUCGUUAACGAGAAUGGUGCUUCCGUUUACUCUUGCAGCGACGUGGCCACCAAGGAAUUUCCCAAAAUGGAUACAAACGAAAGGAGUGCAGUAUCUAUAGCGCGUCGUCUAAACGAUCCGCUGAGUGAGUAUGUGAAGAUAGAACCGCGACAUUUGGGUGUGGGCAUGUACCAGCACGAUGUGUCCGAGAAGACUCUCACAGAAUCGCUGAAGGACGUCGUCUCUGAAUGCGUCAGUUAUGUGGGCGUGGACCUCAACACCGCCAGUCUCAGUGUGCUCAAACACAUUGCUGGUCUGUCGGAGAAGAAGGCCGAGAAGAUCAUUGAGUAUCGGACGCAGAAGGGACCCUUUCAGACCCGCAAGGAUCUGCUUUCGGUGCGAACCAUAGGCGAAAAAUCAUUUGUUCAGUGCGCCGGUUUUGUGCGCAUUGAACCAUUGAGCACGGGAGGAAGACUACAGAACCCUUUGGACUGCACCUGGGUUCACCCUGAGAGCUAUAAAGUGGCGGAAAGUAUCGUGGGAGAAUGUGACUUGAAACUGACGGACAUUGGCAAGGCCGGCUUUAUAGCCCGCAUCAAGGAGUUUGCCGCGUCCCAAUCUAAACUCGAUCGCAUAGCCAAACAACACAAAUUGCCCAUGGAGCGGCUGGAAUUCCUCUUAGUUGCCCUGCAGCGCGAAUUGCUUCAGGAUUAUCGAGCUGAUCUCGACAAGAGGCCACUUUUUAAACAAGGCCUAACACGGUUGGAUGAUCUCAGCAUAGGCGAAGUGGUUACGGGUGCCGUCACCAACGUAACGCAGUUCGGCGCCUUCGUAGAUGUCGGAGUGGAACGCGAUGGCCUAAUACACAAGAGCCACAUGAACAACAGCGAGCUGAGCAUCGGCGAUCGCAUAGUGGCAUCGGUGGUAAAGUUGGAUCUUCAGCGUCGCCAGUUGGGAUUACGUUUGGAAAACAUGCUGGUGGAGACGGACACGUCGUUUACUUUCAAGACGGAGGAGGAUUAA
Drosophila rhopaloa is the source of this 2977-nucleotide messenger RNA. RefSeq lists its product as uncharacterized. The transcript is spliced from 11 exons. The record is from RefSeq and is a predicted model, not a curated record. NCBI's taxonomy places the organism in Eukaryota, Metazoa, Arthropoda, Insecta, Diptera, Drosophilidae. Gene Ontology annotation, biological process: nucleobase-containing compound metabolic process; translation. Bases 152 to 2977 code for a protein of 941 amino acids. Gene Ontology annotation, molecular function: mRNA binding; structural constituent of ribosome.